Messenger RNA from Cyclopterus lumpus (lumpfish), 8595 nucleotides. RefSeq names its product chondroitin sulfate proteoglycan 4-like. The record is from RefSeq and is a predicted model, not a curated record. Bases 26 to 7738 code for a protein of 2570 amino acids. Lineage: Eukaryota; Metazoa; Chordata; Actinopteri; Perciformes; Cyclopteridae. The transcript is spliced from 22 exons.
UUAUAUUCGAAGGGCCUAACUAGCAAUGGGGAGUCUGGUUGCUGAUCUCUUUCUGCUCCUGCUGAUCUCCACGGGACACGUCCAUGGAGUGUCAUUCUACGGGGAUGGAUACAUCCACUUGCGGACAGUGGAGGCGUCCAUUCAGACUUUGCUCCAUGUGCGUUUUCGAACCUCCAGUCCGGCCAGCAUGCUGUUCCUGGCAGCCGGACGCCGAGACUUCUUGCUGCUGGAGCUCAUCUCUGGGCGCCUGCAGGUCCGUCUGGACCUGGGCUCAGGUGAGCGUUCACUACGCUCAGAAAAGGGCAUCCAUCUUGACGACUUGGCGUGGCACUCCAUGGAGCUGACCCACGACCACCACAACGUCAACAUGACCGUGGACCGAAACUCUCAUACCAGCCUUCGUAUGCCAGGACCAGAUCUGGAGCUCAGUGUGGAGGACGGACUUUUUGUUGGCGGGACCGCCGGACUGAACCACCCAUUCCUUCUCAACAUCUCCGCUGGGUUUCGAGGCUGUGUAGAUGAAGUUGUGUUCAAUGAGCACAACCUGUUGUCCAGCCUAAGACCUUAUUCUGGGUACAAGAGCGUCCACGAGGUCUCCCUCGGCUGUAGUCCACAGUUUUCAGCAACGGAAGUAGAUUCUGUCAGCUUUUUCAGCUCUAAAUCUUUCAUCUCUCUCCCGCCGUGGGAACGGCCACAGGGGGGGGUGUUUGAAUGUGAACUGUACCCUUCUGCAAGAGAAGAAGAUGGCAUGGUUCUGUAUAGCUCUGGCAACCAGGGGGGGUUUGUUGCCAUCGAGAUCAGAGACGGUAACCUGGUGGCAACGGUAGGAAAUGGAGAGAGCAGUAAAACUGAGCUGCGUUCUCUAACGCAUGUUCACAGCAACCACACGUGGUACCCCAUCCGGCUGCACCUGCUGCCCAACAACAUCCAGCUGAAGGUGGGUGAGGAGUUGGUUAAGGCCAGCCUGAGUCUGGAGCUCCAGGUUAUCCAGCUCAAAGGGCCUCUCUUCCUGGGAGGGCUGGACGAAGAAGCACGGGGAGAGGCAAGGCGCGCUGGGUUGUUGUCCGCUGUCCCUCGGGGUGAACCGGCUGGGCGAGGAGGGUCCUUUAAAGGCUGCCUCCGAGAAAUUAGGGUGAACAAUCAAACAACAGGCCUUCCUCAUGCCUCCAUCACCAAGGACAUCACUGUAGGCUGUAAGACAGAGCAAGUUCCAGAUGCGGCGACCACCACCAGCCCAACAGGUCAUCCCGAGUUUGAUGUCAUCACCACACAACCAAUUGCCAACAAUAAGAAGAACAGUAACUUUCUGUUGCUGAGAAAGCUAGAAGUCUUGGAGGGAGGCCGGGCACCACUGGAGCCCAAACACAUGAGGGUGAAUCUGGAUUUUCGGAAAUUGGGCAUUCAUCCAUCCCGACUGAUGUUCCGCAUUGAGGGGCAGCCUGUCCACGGCCAGCUCCGGCUGGACCUCAGUCUCAACCCUGAUGGGCUUCUGGGUGAGGGGCAGGAGAGGACUAUCACAAUCGGAGCAGGAGAGAUCGACCGCACUUUCAGUCUGCUGGACUUGUGGCAGGGCCGUGUGAUAUACAUUCACAGUGGUUCAGAGGACCAGCAUGACUUCUUCAUGUUUUCAGUAUUCUCCAGCAAUAAGAAGGCGCUUCCUGUAUUUCUAAAGGGUAAGCGCCUGUAUCGGUUUGAUAUCAGCAUCAGUCCUGUUAAUGAUGCGCCUGUGCUCAGCCUGCCGGAGGGAAACCUGUUCACGCUGCUGGAGAAGUCCAAACGACAGCUGACAACGGAUGUGCUGAGGGUGUGGGACCCUGACAGCAGUCCUGCAGAGCUGGUGUUCAGCUCCCUGGGAAACCUCAACACUGAGGUUGGAUAUCUUGAGCACCAGGAAUACCCCGGCAGGGCCAUUAACUUGUUCUCACUGAAUGAUCUGGAGGAGGGUAAGAUCUGCUUUGUCCACACUGGGGUCCCCACCUCCCGGCUGGCACUCAGGGUCAGCGACGGGCUGAAGUUGAGCAACACAGUCGUUUUGAGGAUCAUGGCGCUGUCACUCGAACAUAAACUGGUGAAUAACACCGGACUGGAGGUGAACCAAGGCGAGGCUUCCAUCAUCACAACCACUCAGCUUGCAGUACAAGUCAAUCUGAACCACCAGGCAGUGGAGAUCCGCUACGACGUUACAGAGCUGCCACAAUACGGUGAGCUCCAACGGUUGCACUCAAGUGGCGACUGGAAACCGUCAACUUCCUUUUCUCAGAAGCUUCUAGAAAAAGAACGGAUCCGAUACCUCAGCAACUACCGUGGCGUUCAGACUCAGAGCAACAUCACUGAUUACUUCAAAUGUAAAUUCAGCAUUGGUUCCCGCACUACUGGGGAGGUUGUUUUCCCCGUCAUGGUACGCUGGAUCCACUUCAAGGUCACACGAAGCAAGAUGGAGGUCAACGGUGUUCAGUCUACUGCUGUCACUCCCAAGGACCUUCAUGUGAUCUCUAAGGGUGUUAAAGUCAAUGAGAGCGACCUCCAGUUCAGGCUUCUAACAGUGCCAAAGAAAGGGCAGCUAUUCCUUGACAACAGAGCUCUACGAAGGAACUCGACCUUCAGCCAGAAUAAUGUCACGGAUGGCUUGAUGAAGUACGAGCUGCUCAACAGGCUUCAGGAUGACACAAGAGACACGUUCAGCUUUCAGGUGUUUUCAACACAUGCCGACUCAACAGCUUACGACUUCAGAAUCAACAUCAAAGCCGAGUCGACCGCCAUCACCGUUGUCAACAAAGGCCUUUCAAUCCUGGAAGGAGGAAGUAAAGUCAUCAACAAAGACAUCCUGUUCACUCACACAGCAAGUAACCAGGAGGUGCACUACAGCAUCACGGUGAGCCCCAGGCACGGGCAGCUAAGGAGGAUCAACCUUUCCAACUCAACGUCCAUUAACAAUAACAUUGGGACAUUUACAAAUCAGGAUAUCACUGCGGAGAGGAUCGUGUACGUUCACGAUGACAGCGAGAGCAAGCAGGAUUCCUUCGCUUUUCAAAUUACGGUUUCCAAACCGAACAAACGCGCCAGCAAGAAGGAAGACGGGAACGCGGCCGAGCACACCUUUAACAUCUCUGUGCAGCUCGUCAACGACGAGAGGCCUGUCAGGGUUGUCGAUAAAGUUUUCCAUGUAGCCCGCGAUGGGCAGAGGUUGGUGACGUUGAAUGACCUUCGUUACCGGGACGACGACUCUGACUUUGAGGACAAUUGGUUGGUGUACACGCGGAGGGGGAUUCCCAUGGGAGACCUGGUGCUGUCCAGUGAUACCAGUCACAAGCUGUACGAGUUCACACAACGGGACCUCCAGCAGAAAAAAGUGCUGUUUGUCCACAGAGGAGUGAGCUAUGGGCGUUUUGUGCUUUUCGUAUCAGAUGGGAAACAUUAUGUUUCAACACUGCUGGAGGUGAUGGCGCAGGAUCCUUACCUUCAGGUCGAGAACAACACGGGCCUCAUGGUCCAGCGAGGUGGGCUCAUAACCUUGACCUCUGCCAACCUCAGCAUCUUCAGCAACCUUGACAUCCGAGACCCGCAGGAAGUGACAUUUGAGGUCUUCCGUCCACCUAAACACGGCGUACUCUGCUUUACUGAUGGAGAUUGUGUAACAGCAGCGGGCGCAAUUUCAAUAUUCACCCAGCGAGAUUUGGUGGCGGGGCGCCUGGCGUAUCAGCAUGACGGCAGCCACGAGUUGUCAGAUGGGUUCAAUGUGACGGCAAAAGCAUGGGAGAGGAAUGCAGCGAGGCGGCUGGUCAGAGAGAGGAGGGAGAUACAUCUGGAUAUUGGAGUGAUGGUAAUAAUCAACCUAGAGAGCCACCAGAGGCCGCCAACGGUCAUAAGUAACCGUCUAGUGGUGGUGGCGGAGGGACAGAACGUCUCCAUAAGCAAAGAGCAGUUGGAGGUGGUUCAUGAUGACAGCCAGCCCUCAGAGAUAGUUUUUACCGUCCAAAGUCCUCCCGCCCUGGGCUUUCUACAGCGGUUUCCCACCAACGAUACAAUCAACAACGGAGAACAGCUGCACCUCUAUGAAAUACAGCCGACUGGCAUCACAGAGCAGCCGACAAUGUCCUUCACCCAGGAGGAUCUCAACCAGGGAUGGAUCAUCUACCACCAGCAGGCUGCAGGACGCACCAACGACUCUGUCCUGUUGGAGGCAACCAACGGGGUCACGAGGGUCGGACCUAUCAGGCUAGAGAUUGACAUCAUCCCUAUCCUGCUCCCUCUUCAGGUGUCAGACUUGACCCUUGAUGAAGGGUCGUCCCUGCCACUGACCACUGACAUCAUCAAGGUGGCCAAUCAUCACUUCUCAGGGAUGAACUUCCUGUACCAGGUCAUCGUUCCUCCGCAACACGGACACUUGGAGCACAGCCGGAUCCCGGGGAUGCCCAUCACUGCUUUCACUCACAUUGAGGUGGAACGUGAGUACAUCUCCUAUAUCCAUGAUGGCAGCGACACACUGAGAGACAACUUUACCAUUGUGGCCAAUCAGACAGAAAUCAGGAAGCACAGUCUGCCCUGCACUGCUCACCUCAAUAUCACACCUGUCAAUGAUGAGACUCCUGUGGUUUCAACCAACAAGGGUCUGAAGGUGUGGGUGGGUUCAGUGACAGAAAUCACCACAGAUGAUCUGAGUGCAGAGGACUUGGACACUCCUCAGCCUGAGGGACUGGAGUUCAUCAUCACACCACCAAGCAACGGACACCUGGCCCUGAAGAGGGCCCCCUCCAGACAAAUCCUGAACUUCACCCAAAAUCACAUACAAACCGGACAAUUGAUGUUCAUGCACAGUGGUGCUUUAUCGGGUGGCUUUCACUUCCAGGUGAACGACGGCGUGAACUUUUCCCCUCGACAGAUUUUCAGCACAACUGCCCACUCUCUGGUUCUCACCUUACAGAGAAACCAUCCCAUGGAGGUCUACCCAGGCUCUGUGACACCAAUCUCUGAGCAGGAGCUUCAGGCCGUAACCAACGAUGUCAGCGACAUGAGAAGAAACCACACGGUGGUGUUUGCCGUAACCGAUCCUCCUAAACUUGGCAGCCUGGUCCAACGUAUGCCCGACAACUCGACGAGAAACAUUGCCAUGUUCACACAACGCAUGGUGAAAGAUGGGGUUAUUUUGUACGACCAGAACAAGCCACAGUCGGUGGGAUGGUCGGCUGCAGACGCCUUCUCUUUCACCGUGUCCUCUUCUCCUGCUUUCCUUCCUCCUCACACCUUCACCGUCUUAAUCUCCUAUCAGGCCAACGAACAUCACGACCGCCCUCAACACAAGACCAGGCUGCUGAGCAACGCAGGUGCGGUGGUGGCCGAGGGAGGCAGGGUGACGAUUGACAGGUCUAAACUCGAUGCCUCCAAUCUCCUUGGGAAAGUCCCUGAGCCGCACCGGAAGGACCACCACAUCCUGUACCGCCUGAUUUCCCCGCCGCGCCACGGGGUUCUGUCUAUACAUGGACAUAACCUCACCAGGAACCAACCUGAUUUCUCUCAAGUCACCCUAAACAAGUUUGGCGUCACAUAUGUCCAUGAUGACUCGGAGACGACGAGCGACAGCUUCACUUUCCGGGCCUGGGUGGCUCCUUUGGAUCUCUUCUCCUCUUCCUUGUCUGCUUUUUCCUCCUCUUCCUCCUCCUCCUCCUCCUCCUCCUCCUCCUCCUCCUCCUCCUCUUCCUCCCCCUCGUCCUCUCCCCCUCUCUAUUCAGCCUCAGCCUUAUCGUCCUCCCUUGCGUCAUUAGACGUGGUUUCUCAAGGCCGUGCCAAGGAGAGCCUGGAGGUGACGGAGACGUUCAACAUCACAGUGACACCGGUCAACGACCAGCCGCCACUCAUCAGGAGCAGAGCCCCGAGUAUGAAGGUCGUUGUCGGAGAGCGUGUCGUACUGGGACCAGACAAUCUGCAGGUUGAGGACCAUGACACCCCUCCAGAGGAGCUGCACUACCUUGUGAUCAGUAAGCCAAACAACGGCUACCUGACCCUGGGGGAGAGGCUGGAGCCGGUGACCUCCUUCACCCAGUACGACGUCAACCACGGCCGACUGCACUUUAUACAGCAGGGAGAGCCCUCAACGGGUGUUUUCUACUUCAACGUAACCGACGGUCAUCAUCGUCCACUCUACAAGCUGUUUAGUUUAGAGGUGAUAAAGCCCUCCGUCUCCAUGGUGAACAACACUGGCCUGUCAUUGGUUCAAGGCAAGACCGCUGUGGUCCUGACAACCAACCAGUUUGCAGCUCAAACCAACAGUCGCAGGCAGGUCAACAUCACCUACUCGGUCACCACACACCCUCGCCACGGACGCAUUGCCAUCAACGACCAGGAAGUCACAACCUUCCGCCAUGAGGACGUGCAGUCAGGACGCGUUGUCUAUCACAUGACUGAUCUCAGCGAAUCAGAGGACAGCUUCCAAGUCUCAGUGUCAGCCUCGUCACCCGGUGUUGACUACGGAAAUGUAACGGCACAGACGGUGACGGUAACGGUGAGGCCUCUGAUCUACCUGAGGGAGCAGGUGAGAGUGCCCAGUGGUAUCGCCGUGAAGCUUAGCAAAGCCAUGAUCGAUGCCUCCGAGCUGGCGAGAAUCAGCCGAACCGACCCGGUCUUUCAGGUUCUGUCGCCACCAAAACACGGGAAACUAGUCAAGAUGACCUAUGACCCCAACCGAGCAUCAGAGGUGCUGAAGUCGUUUACGUUCAGAGAUGUGGUGCAGGGCCGGGUCGCCAUCGAGGAGACUCUCAGUGACAGUGACAGCCGGCAGCACGACAACAAAUCAGCACUCACAACAGCCCGAGGCCACGCCCCCGCCACGCCUCUCAAUGAUUCUUUCAUCUUCAUGCUGAGGGCUGGAAACGUCCAACCAGCGAAGGGGGAGCUUCACUUCACCAUCUUUCCACACCACCAGAUGCAUCAUGGUCCAAGCAGUUCAGACGGUGCAAGUCGUGAACAAACGACAACCCGAUUUCCAGCACAUAAUAAGACUGCUACCGGAAGGGGAGGCGGGCGAGGGGGUUCCACGACGGGCAGCGGGGACGGGGUGGGUUUGCCCCCCCACAUUUUGUCACAUAAGAACCACAACAGGACACAGCACAAGUUGAGGCCUCACAGCCGCUGGGGGAAUCACACACGCAGCGGCAGUCACGGAGGAAGAUCAGGGAGUCGUGCAGAGGGAGCGGGUCAUGGCCCACAGCCCCUCACUCCUUCUGUCUUAGACAAGCAUGCUCCAGCAGUCCCACCCGACAUACACCCGGUCCACGUUGAGAUCCUCCCUCGGCCCGCCUCCGACCCUCUCCUCAUUAUCCUACCGCUGCUGGCCUGUUUGUUCCUCAUUAUAAUCCUCGUAGUUUUGAUUCUGGUGUUCCGCCGCCGCAAGGAGAAACAGGCCCGGCUGCGGCUCCUCCAGCAGCUCGCUGCAGUGACAUUACCCACAGAGGGCAGCCCGUACCUGGGCCGGGCAGAGCGGAGCGUGGCUAUGCCCUCCGUGGUGGUCACCCCGCUGGGCCCUGCAAGCUGCCCAACCUCCCCUAGGGUACCUUUAAGUCCCAGAAGGAGGAGUCUGGCCCCUGGGAUGACCUUCUGGGGGCCAUUUGAAGCUGAUGAAGGUGAAGAUGGAAAAAUUAGAGGUGGUAUGAGUAUUGAAAAAGAUAUGGUAACUGCAGGAUUCCAAACAUCUCUGAGAUCUAGGUCCCCUACUCCGACUCUUAAAGACAACCAGUACUGGGUUUGAUGGAAGAAAUCCAAAGAAGAACUGUGCCUAAGAGCUGUAUUUUGGUGUAUUAAUAGCACAUGUCCAGGGGACAUCUGUAGGCACAUCAACUUAAUAAGAAUAUGCACAUUUGUACUGCUGGGGACUGUUCCUUUUUUUGAAGGAAAAACAUCUUUGUUGUCGUAACAAUGUAUUGAAAAACUGUUAUUUAAUCCGUAAAACAUCACCCUGCUACACAGGAGCUGUAAUUGUACUGCAGCGUGUGACACUAGCAUCGCCACCAUUGGUUCUUUUAUGCAAACACACCAUUUUGUAGCAAUUCAUGUGACUGAUUCCUCAAAACACCAAUUGUAACUUCUAUAGCUCGGACGAAGUGUGGCUGAACAAGGGAGUUAAACGUAGUAUUGUUAUUGUAUUUAUUGUAAACGAUUUAAUGUAGCUGAAUUUUAGCUCAAAAGAGUUAGUAGUGUAACUGGUUAUUGACACCACUCAACUACAAUAUUGCCACUGUACAGCGUUGACGUGUUCAAAGCCUUGUAUGUCAGCUGGUAGGUCAUACUGCUUGUUUGUACACGUGACUAAAGGUACUGUAAGCUUCCAAAUCAAUGCAUGCAAACUGUUCUCUAUGACGUUCACCCCUCUGUAGCUGCAUCUCUGUUUCCCUUGUGUGACGUUGUGACAGCUCAAGGCAGUGAGUUGUCAUGUAACCUCUUCCCAUAAACCACACAGUAUUAACAAUGCACAGUGAGAUGUAGAGACACUGGUAGCUUCCUCGCUUCUCGACUGACUUCAACAUUUUUGUUGCCCGUGACCCCUUUUUAUGCCCGCCUGUUUGCCAUGCACUGUGAAAGAUUUAUUUUUAAUAAAGAAUAUUUCCU